GGAGAGCAUUGCACAAAAACUGCAAGGCAAAUGUCAACCGCUCAUCACUUUACCCCAUCUUCGUCACCUCUUUCGAAGCCUCUUGCUUCUAUGUCUCUAGCUUUUAUGCUCAGAAUUACAUAGCUAUAUUGAAGGCGAGAAGGUUGUUGGUUCGUUGGUGGAAGCCCGUGGAUCUAUCCGCCUUCAUUUUACAGAGAAAUAGGAAGGGACGGGAUUCACUGCUUCAAGAAGAGCUUCCAUGGCGACGAGAGUGAUAGAUCGGAUGGGCAUGGUUUCAGGUGAUGAGAAUGCAAGGUCGAUUUCUGCUUUUGACCAUCUCCCAGGUAUCCUCUACAAUUUCAUAACUUCAUUUGUAGGAUUGGGAGAGAUAUUUUCACCCCAACAUCCCAGAAGCUCUUUGUACAUAGGUCCAGGCAGUUUGCAAUGUGUUUUCUACAUUUCCUGCUUCGUUUUAGUUGUAUUGUAUUGGUGUAUGCACCUUCUGCAAGUGUCUUCAAGGUCUCAGGCAGAACAAAAAGAGAAACUCAUAAAGGUGGAACCACAUCUAAAGAAGCUGCUCCUAGACGUAGAAUGUCAAAUUGGAAGGCAACUCUAGAAUUUGAGGUAAACAUUGAGUAUGUUGGAUGGAUUAUCUUCAACAUUGAUGGAACACUUUAUCUAGAUAGUGUGGUGGGAAAAGAUUCUCACACAACCAUGAUUGAUGGCCUACAAGUUACGGGUUGUGGCGUAGGAGGCAUUGAAUCAGAAGUAAAAAUGAUUGGUGAUCCAGAAACUUGAACCACAUUUGUCUGCACCAAUUCAUGGGAGGCUUUGAGUGGAGUAUACAGCUGCUACUUAAUGAGGAAUAAUUAGCGAGUCCUGGCAACUUGAGUAGCAAUCACUGGAGAAUGAUUGUUUUGGGAAUUUGCAUUCGGGCAAUAAUACUACCAAGUUGGGCAUUACUUCUCUCUUCCUCCGUAAUUAGUUUUAUAGAACUCAUACCUAUGGGCAUGUGUGUUAUAUUUUUAUUUGGAUGUACUCACAAGUAAUCGGAGCUUUAGUCUCUUGCAGUUUGUGAU
Messenger RNA from Cuscuta campestris, 1058 nucleotides. The record is from the annotation of a GenBank genome assembly. NCBI's taxonomy places the organism in Eukaryota, Viridiplantae, Streptophyta, Magnoliopsida, Solanales, Convolvulaceae.